Acanthoscelides obtectus is the source of this 5552-nucleotide messenger RNA. The record is from the annotation of a GenBank genome assembly. Lineage: Eukaryota; Metazoa; Arthropoda; Insecta; Coleoptera; Chrysomelidae.
AUUAUAUUUAUAUUUGUGCUGGCUGACUAUAUGGAUAAGUUCUGCUUUGAGCAUUUUGUCAUUCAAACUAAUGUCUUUUGAUAAGAGACAUUGAUUUUUUCUAGUGUUCUAGUGUGGUAUGCAACAUUAUUAACGAUAUUGUCGUCAAGCUUUGGGAGUGUUUCUUCAAACCAUCGUCCAAAUGAACUCCCGUUCAUUUCUUCAUGGUAGUCCGUCGUUUUCUUUGACUCAAAUGCACAUAGAGCAGUCGGCACAAAACCAUCUUUACUGCCAAUGUGACAGAUAACAAAUCAUUUUCAUUUUCCUGGAAAUAAUUAUUUCAUAUAGUAUUCAAGAAAACUAAUAAUACAAGCAGAGUAUCUAACAGGUGGUGGAUCCUAGCUAAGUUUAGUGUAGCUAAGUUUUCAGCGUGCGCUCAUAGAUCAGUUAGAUUUAAUUGUAGAGUCAGCCCAUACUUUAGGUUUUGUAUGACCUGCAUUUAUCCAGUAAUAAAUCUUCCUUCCUGAUUUUAAAUAAUUUCUUCUCCAUAAAAUAUUCUCUUGACUGUUGAUCAAAAUACUAUUUCUGCCUCGUCUUCAAUACUCAAAAUGAAGUUCUUCGAGUAAACUAUAGAAUGUAGUGCUUUUGAAAGUAGGUAAGUCUUCAUCUCUAUUAACCUCUGUAAUACUUCGUCUAUGGUGGGAAGUGCCUGCCUUUCAAGAAAUUGAUGGACUCUGCGUCUGAAGGAAUUCCGAUCAAACUUAUCAAUUGUAUCUAACAGCUUCGUGUAAUGCACACAUCACUGAAGAGGAAGCAUGGCUGAAGGAAGCAUUGGUAGAAAUAUUUUGUUUUAUCUGCUCUAUCCGUAGACGAGAUGCUAACGUAUAAGCACACCCUAUGUAUGCACCGAAUAUGAACUGAAAAAAAUGAUGUUUUCAUAUUGGGCCUUCAUAAUCACAGUGUAACACUUGUGUAUUCCAUUAUAUAUCAGCAACUAAAUAUUACUUCAUUAGUUAAGAAACGUAUUUAAAGAAGAUUUAGAUAAUUUGUACCUUCAACGAUCAUGAAAGGCGCAUUUUCAGCACAUCGAAGCGUUUCUACAUGACACUUCAGCCCUAAGCUGAUCUUACUUAUAUGAGAGAUGGGUGCAGCGGUUUAGAUAUAACGGAUACAAAUUCUGUUUAGCAGCCUUCUGCCAGUUUCUUAAAGUGGCACUGCUUCAAUAUUUUCGUUAUUAUCCUAAAUAAAAAUAAGGCAGAAAGAAAAUGUCAUCACUGUGUUGUUUUCGAUUCGAUAAGGAAAGAACAGCAACAGAAAAUGUUUUUAGACAUUCGAUGUUAUAUACAUGAUCAACAUUGGAAAUGGGAACGGUUUACCCCAGUCCAUGAAAACCGAUGAGAUUAAAUAACUAUCUGAUAAUUUUGGGGCAAAUACGGUUUUUCCAAAUGAAUGUAACUUGUCUCCUCUAAUGGCAUCUAAUACCUACAUUUUUGAAAUUAGAAAAAGCUAUUCACAUGUACAAAAAUUCAAUACAGUGUUAACAAAUAAAGUUUAUGAUCGAGAACAAGAAACUAAAAGUCUAAUUGAAAUUCUAACCUGGCAAUGUUGAUGUUCAAUUUCUUCUGAAAUCACUCCUCAAAUAAAGAUGGGAAAAAAGACUUUUUGAUUCCAAUUUUUUUUCAUUUAUUUACGGAAAUACUUUGUGAAACUUGUGUCAUUUUCUCAGCUUCCUUGAUGCAGAACUUUGCCUCAUUUAACUGACUUCGUAUCUCUUACAGUUUCUAAGAUUCCGAUGGUGAGAAUUUGAAACACCGGACAUACUCUUAAACUAUUGAGCAAUAUUCGACUACUAACACCAUGAGAUCUGGGAUGUCUAAAGACUUCAAGUGCUUGUCGACACCUCGUAACAGACGUUCUGCGGCACCGAAUGCAUUUAGACUAGCUCAGCUACGCGCUGCCAGAAUACAUCCAAUCAUCGCUGACCAGACAUGGGCGGAAGUAUUCUGGCAGCCCGUAGCUGAGUGAAUUUGAGUGCACUCGGUGGUACAGACCGUUUGCUAAACAAAGGUGUCCGCAAAAGUACCGACCAUUAAGCCCCGGAGCACGAGGUUUCCGGCUACUACAACAAUAAGGUUACAAGGUGGCGAGACAAAAUACCUCCUUUAUCAAAAUAAUGAUUGCCUCAAAACAUAAAUAAUAGUACCUUGAACAAUUGGACAUUCAAAAAUCCAAUAAAACUUUUAAUUUAUGAGUUCAUUCAAAUUCGACAGAAUUAUGGUUCAGCCAAUUCUAUUUACAGCGCUGUCUCAUGUACGACAUCUCGUACAUAAACCAAUUACAAUAUUAUAGGGUACACUAAUGACAUAUAAGGUAUAUUUAUUACCCGCAAUGGAGUUUUUUUAUUCUCAAAACAUUAAAAUAGGUACUGGUUGAAUGAAACAGUCGCAAAAUUGAUUUAGGCGGUCGGUACUGAACAACGGUUUGGUGGGAGAUAUGUUGAACCAAGUAUUACUCUUCCUAGGAGUAUGUUUAACGGGAACCCUUGUCCAUGCAUAUGACGAGGAAAUGCAGGCGCUCAUGGAUAAUUUGCACAACGAAUGUGUUGGACAGACAGGAGUGGACGAAAGUUUGAUAAUAAAUGCACGGAAAGGCGAUUUUUCUGAGGACCAGAAGUUAAAGUGUUACAUGAGAUGUAUUUUUGCUGAGAUAGGAACUGUAAGUAAAUUUUAUUUAAAGCAAAAUAUUAUAGACGGAAUAAGAUGGUAACAUUUAUGUAGUCAAAAAAGCCACGUAUUCUUUCUGGGCGAUUAUUCUAAUCAGUUUAAUCCUUAGUUAAAAAUCACUAGCGCAUUGCAGGCAGCAGUGGUGGCCGCAGUAGUAGACUCUUCGGUCUCCAGAUCAGUCGCCGUGCGCUGUGCGGGUCCGAAUCCCGUCCCAAGAGAAAUUUUUCUCUUGGCUCUGGAUGUUGUGACUGUCGAAUGUGGAGGUACCACCCGGCGGAUCUCGCAGGCGGGGCCAGAAUGUGAGCAUGUUGCAUGCACACGUGUUCCCUCGCCAGAGUCCGUGUGGCGUUCUUCCUUUCCCCUGUAUCCCCCUAUAGCCCCACGGAACGCCAAUUGGUGUUUAGGCCUUAGGCCUUCGUGGUGGUUGGAGUUUAAAAAAAACUUUUAUGAGAACUCCAAGAACGAAAAUUUUCGAAAAUGAGAUAUUGUGUUUUUUUGAUGUAGUAUGACAUGAUCGUCAAGAAAAACAAUGUCACUCAGUUCCGUCGGUCUGUCUGUCAAACUGUUUGUCUGCUAAUCCUUGGCCCGUCUAUAACUUUGGAAGUACCGCUCAGAUUUUGAUGAAAUGUUCACACAAGGUUGCUACUAUGCCGAAGACAAUACAGCUUUGUUUGUUUUGAUUUUUCUGUUAUACAUGUUCGUAACUGAUUAUUUUCUCAGAGGAUUCAAAUUGCGCUGAAUUUAACCAUUUAUGAACUGAUGGCAUUGCUUAGGAUGUGCAGAGUCAACCUACUUGAAAUAUUUUGAGCUAAAAUUAUAUCGAAAAAUAUCGUGUUGUUUUGAUAUAUUUGUUUAUUGUAUGUAUUUUUGAUAACAAUCAUAUACUGUAAAUAUUUUGCAUAAUAAUGUUGCUAUGUAACGUACAUAAACACAGGACUUUACGGAAUUUUUGCUUCUACACGCCGCUUUGAUACGGUUAUCAAGUGUAGGCUAGUAGGCGUGAAAGAAGAGUGAAGCUAAGAUUGAAAACAUAGCUGAGGAAAUGAAUGCAGGGACAUAAUGGUUUUGAGAAUAGCAUCUGCAUCCAUCAAGUUACAAACUAUAUCCCUCGCGGAUGCUCUCCCACUACCAAUUUCCAAGAUGGUGGAGCCAGCUGACUUUUGAAGGCGAUUAAACAAAAUUAUAUCGAAACAAAUAAGCAUUCAGGCAAAAUUCCUAGGGGUCAUUACGUGGAGAGUUGAAUAAGGAUUGAGUAUAUUCAAAACUUGCAUUAUCAGACUUUUUCAAUAAAUACGUUGAUUGAGAAAAUCUAUCUGCUUCUAUUCCGUAUAUUUAUGAUCUUUCGAAUAAUCCCGUCCCUUUUUUGGAUUCUGAUAUUUUAGCACGCCUUAGCAUUUCAUCAGUAGAUGCCCGCAGCAAUCAUUUUGAAAAUAGUUUUUUAGACUUCGAAAAUAGAUUAUUUGUAUAACUGUAGAUUGUUAUUAUAUUGAAUAGCGCAUGAUUAUGAAAAAAGAAUAAUGUAUUUCUGAAAAGGGUAAGAACCAUUUAGUGGUAUAGGUCGUACCAUCACCGAUCGAAAACGUGAUGCCAACGAAUGGGCCAAGGGCAUCUUGCAGAGCGGAGCUAAGAGAAGAAGGGCCGUGGCCUUCCAUGAGAAUCUGCUUGGGCCUAAAAAUUGGCAUAUUUAGCAUGACUUUAUGCACAACUUUAAUGAUUUUCAAGAUACUUUGUCGACUUUCAUAUUUCAGAGACUGUUACCAAAUUUAUUUUUAUAUUCAUGUUUGUUAUACAAAUAAGAGAGAGAUAUUUACAGAGAACUUAUUGAUAAAAUGUGUUAUUUUAGAUCGAAGAUGAUGGUUCCAUAGACGUUGACGGAGUUCUUGCUGUCCUGCCAGAAGAUAUGAGAGAUUUCGCGGAACCAAUUUUCAGGAAGUGUGCAAAUAUAGGUACUUUCGUCAUGUGCCUUACCUUGUUGAGGCCUAAUAAUCAAAUCGAAAAUUUUUAUUACUCAUGAAACAAGUAAAUCGAAACGCAACUAUCUUAAUUAUUGUUUUAGGUGGUUCUGACCCAUGUGACAUUGUCUAUGUAACAAAUAAGUGCGCCUACGCAGAAAGGCCAGCUGUGAGUACAUUCAGAUAAAAUAUAUAUACAAACAAAAAGUUUCCUCGACGAACGAAUAGGCUGAAAUACAAACAUGUAUGUCCUAUAAGCACAGAAAACUGAAUAAACUGCUAGCUGGAGCCACUCAGAGGACUAGGGCCAAAUUUGCUAUUUUUUGGACACCAAAUUUCAAUUUCCUACAGCCCUUCCAGAUUAAGCGUCAAAACCUAUAAAGCCCGGUACUCUCUAUUAAUUAUGGUUCUUUUAUUCAAUAUAUUCACUUGAAGGAGUGAGAUAUUGUAAUUUUAUUAAUAUACAUACAAGCAGUCACCCAAGAUUUCGUCUUGUAGUAAUACAUUUUUGAAUAUCACUUUUUGUUACAGGACUAUUUCCUUCCAUAGUAUAUGGACGAAGUGAAUAUUUAGAGUACCUCUCGCCAUACAGAACAUCAUUGUAAUAUAAAAACAAUAUACCUCGUUUAUUAAUUUAUUUGUCGUCAUUAUCCUGUGCAUCGUAAUCGGCUACCCUUAUACACAUUUAUACAUCCAGACAAUGCUAAAUCAUAUCACUUCAGACACUUUAGAAUGAAGGAUUAGGUAUUAUACUUUUCAUGUCAGUUGUAAGACGCUACACAAUGCCAACAUGCUUCAAGUUAUAGACUACAGGAAGUGUCUGGCAGUGCUGAAUGUUAGUCAGUAAUAAUGUUCUACAAAGGUAAUAUAAAAAUCAGCCAUCAGAAUUUAAGUGAAA